AUGUCUGCAUCGUCUUCUUAUAGGCGGUCAAACCGUGGUAGACGAGGCAGAUCUCGUUCUUCUGCUAUAAAUCCUAUGUUUUCAGCUGGUCAAUGCACAGAAAUUGGCUUCCCACUUGAUACCUUGCCUACUUCUGAUACAACACCUUCUUCUUUUAGUCGAUACACAUCCUUCUGUGAUUAUUCGAUCUCUGACGACACAUUAUUCAGUCAAAACCAGAAUGCAUCCUCUAUAUAUCAAAGCGCCGACUUUGACCUUCCUAUUGAUGUGUUAGGCCAUAGGCGGUCAAACCGUGGUAGACGAGGCAGAUCUCGUUCUUCUGCUAUAAAUCCUAUGUUUUCAGCUGGUCAAUGCACAGAAAUUGGCUUCCCACUUGAUACCUUGCCUACUUCUGAUACAACACCUUCUUCUUUUAGUCGAUACACAUCCUUCUGUGAUUAUUCGAUCUCUGACGACACAUUAUUCAGUCAAAACCAGAAUGCAUCCUCUAUAUAUCAAAGCGCCGACUUUGACCUUCCUAUUGAUGUGUUAGGCCAUAGGUUUGAAACAAGUCAUCGUCAUACCACUCGGCUUGAUGCAAUUGCAUUUGAUUUUGGAUGCAUACCUUCCCCCGGUGCAUCACCAUCUUGCAUUAAUGACGUGCUUCUUGUUAAACGUCAUUUAUAUUCUGACUUACCUCAUCAGAAUUUUAGAAAUGUUGACUCUAAAAGAUUGGUUGUUGGUGGUUCUUAA
Molecule: messenger RNA, 732 nt
Organism: Dovyalis caffra
Lineage: Eukaryota; Viridiplantae; Streptophyta; Magnoliopsida; Malpighiales; Salicaceae
Source: the annotation of a GenBank genome assembly